Molecule: messenger RNA, 5632 nt
Organism: Solea senegalensis (Senegalese sole)
Lineage: Eukaryota; Metazoa; Chordata; Actinopteri; Pleuronectiformes; Soleidae
Gene: bcl9l
Product: bcl9 like
Exons: 9
Coding region: 553-5073 (1506 amino acids)
Biological process (GO): negative regulation of transforming growth factor beta receptor signaling pathway; positive regulation of transcription by RNA polymerase II; canonical Wnt signaling pathway
Cellular component (GO): beta-catenin-TCF complex
Molecular function (GO): transcription coactivator activity; beta-catenin binding
Source: RefSeq, a predicted model, not a curated record
UCAGCACAGUGACAUACGGAUGCCCGUGUGGCCACACUAAUUAUUGUCAGCGCUUGGGAGUGAAUGGACUCGCAGAGAAAUGCAACGUCCUGCCCUUCUACAUCUUGAAUAGUGGGAGUCAUGAACCGCUGCAAGGUGACACGUCCUCUGAUUUCAAGCGAAACUUCAACCUAACACACGCCGUGUUAUUAAUCACCAUCUGAGGCUCCGGCUCCUCUUCUUAUUGUCGGAGCUCGGGAUCGGGACCGUGUUGCGCAGUGGAACGGAGAGAGGAGCAAGCGGUGGUGGCGGCGGCGGCGGCGGCAGCAGCAGCGGCCACUCCGGGGAAUGUCGACUGGCCGUCAGUCUUGACAUCGGCCUCUUCUGAUCUCAGACACCAGCGUAAUGGGGUCCUUGUGUGGUCAGUGAGGUGUCCUGCAGUGCAGCAUGGCAGCGUGUCAGCUGAACAUCUGGGUGAGAUGAGUGUUGGCUGUAAGAAAUGUGAGCUCCACUGACGAAAAGGGCACAGCUAUUCUCCGUACCGGGCCUCCACCACAAUCACCAGCUAAUCAAAUGCUCCAAGACAGUAAACUGGCCAAUCAUGGCAAGCAGGGCACAGGUGACAGCCGAUCACAAAUACCGCCUGUGAACCAGCCGACUCGGCAGCAGGGACCUGCUGGCCACCUCGGCUCAAAGGGCGGCGGCGGGAGCCAUGGAAUCAAAACCAACCAGAUUUCCUCCGGCAACCCAGGGCUAAAGGCUGUUAGCCAAUCAGUGAACAGCACUGGAGGGAUGCUGAAAACCAAAUCCAAGCGGGAGCGGAGUGUCUCCAUUGAAUCUGUCGAAUCAAGAAAUGCCAUUUCUCAAGCCCUGGAGACGGAUGCCAAAGGUGAGGGUGUUAUGCGCAGUAAGCGACGCUGUGUUCUGGAGAAGAAACAGCCGUACAGUGGAGAUGAAUGGUGCUCUGGACCUGACACAGAAGAAGAUGAAGACAAGCCACAAACUACGACUCACCGGGAGCGUGGGCUUGCAGUUCCCAUCAAGGGCCACUCUGAUCGCCUGUCUUCAGUGCCCAUGUCUGAACCUGGGGGUCAUAUAAUGGGAUGUGGAAUGGGACCAGCACUGAAAGCAGAGCCGUCACAGUCUUCACAGCAAGUUGUGUAUGUUUUCACAACCAACCUAGCCAACAGUGCUGCCGAGGCAGUAAUGAAAGGACAGAGCGAUUCCAUUCUUCUGUUUCACCAGCAAAAUGUCCCACGCACCAAGUUGGAGCAGGGCCACCAAUCAGAGAAGCGUCUUAGCAUAUCUGAAAAGGUAAACUCAAGCAGCUCUCCGCCCACAAGCAUCUCGAAAUCCCAAAGUGGAACUCCACGGCCAGCCUCUGCUGGAGUUGGAGGCCCAUUGCAUCUUGCAGGGACACCAUCAUCAGCUGGUCACUCUGAUAAUGAAUCUUCUCAGAACAGACCAUCCAGCAGUGAUAGCAUAGCUGCCCGAAGGUCACAAGGAGGGAACACAGCUACAUCUGUAGGCCCGGUCCCAGAGACUGGAGAUGGAGAGACUGUUGCUGCGAUGCCCCAUCCUGGUUCCAGUGUUUCACCCUCACCAAGUCCCUCCAUCCUAUCUGCACACUUACAGGGUGAUAUAGGCCAGAGGAGUGGCCCAGGGAACACAGAUGGUCUUUCAAAAGAGCAGCUGGAACAUAGGGAACGCUCUUUGCAGACACUGAGAGACAUAGAGCGACUGCUUCUGCGCAGUGGGGCAAGUGGAUGUCCUGGUGACACAGGAGGCAACAUCAAUGCUACUAAUAACCCUUCCAACCUAAAUAAUAACAGUUCUGACAGGAGUGCUAUUGUUGAAGACAAUGACAAUGGUACUAAUAACUCUGGAAAUUGCAGUAGCAGCAAUAUGCUAUCAGUAGGCAUGGCUCAAGUGGGAGGAAUGAAGAAAUAUGAAGAACCCCUCCAGUCCAUUAUUUCUCAAACACAGUCCCUUGGUGGACCUGCCCUUGACAGCCCUCAGAUGGACUCUCUCCAUAACCUAUCACAACACUCCCAUCACCAAUUGUCCUCUCCUGGGGUUGAUAUGGGUCCCUUACUUGGACCAGAUGGACUGACCCCAGAGCAAGUGGCAUGGAGGAAACUUCAAGAGGAAUACUAUCAAGAGAAGAGACGACAACAGGAAAUGCAACCCCCAACACAUCCCCAGCACUUAAGAAUGGUGACUGAGAUGGGCAUACAUGGGAGUCCCAUGAUGAUGAGAGGACCCCCUCCUCCCUAUCACAGCAAGCCUGGAGACCAGCAGUGGGGUCCAGGCAAUAUAAUGGGAGGAAGAAUAAGUGGAAAUGCACGAAUGAUAGACAUGCACCAAGAGGGACCGCGUGGCCCAAGGUUCCUAGGGCAGAUGCAGAGAGGGCCACCUGGGGGAGGGGGGUUCCCUAAUAGUCCAGGCGGGGGAUUAUCAAUGGAGGGCCUUGGACCCCAAAGACCCCCCAGGCCAGGAAUGAUAUGGCUUGAUGAUGUAGGAGGUGAAAGCCCUUUUCAGAGCUGCUAUCCUGGUGGACCUCCUCAGCACUUACAGGGUGAACCAGAGCAUCUGUUAACACGUGAGGAGAUGUUUCGCAUAAUUGAGAAACGACAAAGGUUUGAACUUGACAGAUUAGCAAAACAGCAACAACAAGACAAUUUGGGCUCAAGAAUUAUGGAUAAUCCUGGUGGCCCAGACUUUUCCAACUUGGGAAUGGGCCGUGGCCCACCCUCUAAUCGAGGGGAUCCUAUAGAUUUUCCAGUCUCACGGGAGAUUAUGGGCUCUCCUGGAGUGGGCCCUCAGAUGAGAGACUUGGUGCAUUCCCCACUUGGGAGCAACAUCCCAAUGAACAUGAACCCCCAGAUGAAUGUUCAGCAACAACAGCAAAUGAUGCUGUCUCAGAAGUUCAGAGGAGGGCCUGUAGGAGGGGGUUCUUUAGGUGAGAUGUUUAGUCCUGGAGAUAUUUCACGAAUCAGGGCUUCACAGAAUGGACGAGGGGGACAUAAAGGCAUGAUUCCAGGACCUGAUGGCCCCUUCCAGUUUCACAAUCAAGGUCCCUUCUCUGGUGGACAGGUGGAAGGACCCUAUCUUCAACAGCAAGGCCGUGUAAUGUUUGGGUCUGACCACCAAGGUCUCAAUCAAAUAGGGGGUACAACACGGCUUAGUCACAUGCCAAUGACUGGAGGCCUCAGGGGAGCAGACCUUGGUCCUAGGCACCCCUCUGACCUUUCAAUCAGUGUCAAUCCCAUGACCUCUCCAUCAGUGCCUCCUCCUCAUCAGCUUAAGUCACCAUCCCUCAAUCAAGAGCCAUCUCCUCUCCUACCUUCUCCCUCUGCUCCAGGUCUGAAAUCACCCUCACAGAUCUCUGCAGGACACCAUCCCCCUCUUCCCCCUGCAUCUGGUGCAGGGACUCCGUCCUCUUCUUCCAUGAAAUCACCCCAGAUAAUGGGGUCUUCCAACAUUGGGUUACACUCUCCUUCUGCCUCUCCUGGGCGACUGAAGUCCCCUGCCAUGGCUGUGGGUUCUCCAGGGUGGGCAUCUCCUAAAACAGCGCUUCCAAGUCCAAGUGGUCCAACCAGUGGGAAAGUAGUGGGCAAUGGAGGGAGUAGUUCCACUGAAACUGGCCAAUCACUUCCACAAAGGAGUUCCAACUCAACCCCAAUUAGCCAGCCAGGCUCUAUGAAUCCUAGUAUGCCAUUUACAACUUCUCCUGAUGCCCCUACAUCUCAAAACCCUCUGUCCCUUAUCAUGUCACAGAUGUCCAAGUAUGCCAUGCCCAGUGCUACUCCUCUCUACCAUGAUGCAAUCAAAGCAAUUGCCACUUCCGACGAUGAGAUGCUGCCUGAUCGUCCACUUCUAUCUGGUGUCAGCAUUGGAGGAAACAUGGGGAAUCUCCAGGGCUCCCAGAUACUUGUUUCCCAAGGCUCCGUUGGCCCUCACAGUGAUCCACAAAGCCCUAUGGGUAUUAUAAAUCAAGGUCAACCACAUAUGUCACAUGAAGCCUCAGGACCUGUACUUUCUUCCCCAAACCAUAUGGGUAUACCUGCCAUGAAUUCUGCCAUGAUGGGGGGAGGUGCACCUGAUGGAAUGGGACCCUGCAAUAUUUCACCCAUAUCUCAAAACCAGAUGGCAGGUUUUCCUCGCAUGCACCCACCAUCUCAUGGGCCCAUGCACUCACCUAUCGGAGGAAUGGCACAGAAUUUCUCUCAGUCUAAUGAGGAUAGUCUGCCACCCCAGCAGUUACAUUUGCUUAGCAAAGGUCAUUCUCACCAACGCUCUUCUCAACACCCAGACUCAUUUGCCUCCUUGCCCAUGGGUGAGGGCCCAGAUCUGAGUGAAGUCAUACGACCCACUCACUCGGGGAUUCCUGAGUUUGAUCUCUCCCGCAUAAUUCCUUCUGAUAAACCUAGUAGCACUCUUCAGUAUUUCCCCAAGAGUGAGCAACAUCAGAAUCCACAUCAAGGGCCACCAUCCCAGCAACCAACUCAACAGCAGCUCCUUAAACAACUGUCGUCUUCUUGCCCUCCACACAGCAGUGGCCAUUCUUCCAACCCCCACUUAGCAAACUUACAGAAUAUGAUGGCUGAACAGCAGCUUCCUCCUCACCCUUCACAUGGUGGAAUACGCCAAAGCAUGGGUAUUCCUCAAGGGGGAUCUAGGGGUAUGGUUCCUGGUGGGGGCAUGGGCCCAAUGUGCCCCCCUGGACAUAUGAUGGGAAGGACAGGAAUGGGUCCUCAACAGCAGCUUCAGCAACAGCAAGCCAUGAUGGCCAAUAGCCUUCUCCACCACUCAUCCAAUCCAUAUCCUGGCAUGAUGUCCUCCCAGCAGCACCCACACAAUCUGAUGGCACAACAAAACAUAAUGAUGAUGCAGGCUAAGCAGCGAAGCAUGUCAAUGCCAGGGGAUCCGUUCGGGCCCCAGGGCCCUCUAAUGUCCCCUCAGGGUCCCAUGAUGGCCCCUCCCCAUCCACAGUCAGGUAUGAUGGCCCCACAAUCUCUCAGACAGCGGGGAAUGUCUCUGGACAGUCCCAUUGGCUAUGGACCUGGAGGCAUGGCCAAUAUGCCAUUCUGAUCCAGCUCACAUGAGCUUUAAAGAAAAAAGUGACCAGUAGGUUACAUUUCCAAUGCGUCCAAACUUUUUCAUCAGUGUAAUUCUUGCGGUUGUUUGAAAAGUGGAAUGUAAAAACAAUGCAUCAGUGAAAAUCUAAUCCAUUUUAGAUGACCGCUGAUCAGAAAUUUAAUAUUUAAAAGCACUGUAACAUGGUUCAAUAAGAAAUCUGAAGCCAUUUUCUAAAAUACUGUAAAAUAUGUAUAUUUCAAAGAUGUGUGUAUUUGUUGUGGGAACAGAGUGGCGGUCAGGAGAGGAGUGCCUCAAAUUUAUAUUUGUUUUAAUAUCACUGAUUUAUUUUCUGCAACUACCAAACUGUUGUGCAAAGGAGUUAUAUAUGUAUGUAUAUGUGCGUGUGUGUGUGUAUGUAUAUAUACAGUAUGUAUACACUCAUAUACAUACAUAUACACAUACAAUAUAUACUUGCUGUAUAUAAGAUGCAAUUUGUGAUUGCUUGCAGUUGUUCUGUAUAACUGUGUUUAAUAGAAGUCUAAAAAUAGAAUAAUAAUGAUCUCGAAGGGUU